Molecule: messenger RNA, 2029 nt
Organism: Actinia tenebrosa (Australian red waratah sea anemone)
Lineage: Eukaryota; Metazoa; Cnidaria; Anthozoa; Actiniaria; Actiniidae
Product: ras-related protein Rab-1A
Molecular function (GO): GTP binding; GTPase activity
Source: RefSeq, a predicted model, not a curated record
UCUAAGGAGCAUUGUUAGCACCACGCCAAGCUGACUGAGCAACUCGCUUCCUCUUUCUCGACAAAUUGGCCGAAACACCGGCAUUUUAACAUCUUUUCUACCAGAUUUAAGUUGGGAAGAAAGUAAAUUCUGUUUCAUACAUAAAGGCGUGGGUUAUAGCUUAACAUGUCAACUAUGAAUCCCGAAUAUGAUUACCUGUUCAAGCUUCUACUUAUUGGCGAUUCUGGCGUUGGAAAGUCGUGCUUGUUGCUUCGUUUUGCGGAUGAUACCUACACAGAGAGCUAUAUCAGCACAAUCGGCGUUGAUUUUAAAAUCCGAACCAUAGAGUUGGAUGGCAAGACAAUAAAACUACAAAUCUGGGACACAGCCGGCCAAGAAAGAUUUAGGACUAUAACAUCUAGUUAUUAUCGUGGUGCCCACGGUAUCAUCGUAGUCUACGAUGUCACAGAUCAGGAAUCAUUUAAUAAUGUCAAGCAGUGGUUACAAGAAAUUGACCGUUAUGCCUGUGAAAAUGUGAAUAAACUUCUUGUUGGGAACAAGUGUGAUCUUACAACAAAGAAAGUUGUUGACUUUACAACAGCCAAGGAAUAUGCUGAAUCUCUUGGUGUACCCUUCCUUGAAACAAGUGCAAAGAAUGCAACAAAUGUGGAACAAGCUUUCAUGACAAUGGCUGCAGAAAUUAAAAACCGCAUGGGUCCAUCUCCUUCUGCUCAAGGACCUGGUAGUAAUGUUAAAAUCAACUCCAGCUCACCAGUCAAACCCAGUAGUGGGGGCUGUUGUUAGUACUUCCAAAAUUAGAUCAUAAAAGACUAUUGAUUGCCAGAUUCUUUAUUUGUGGUUACCAAGACAUACUACUUAAUGUAAGUGAAUAACUGGCGAAGAAAGCAACCAGAACAACUCUCCUUAGAGUUCUCAUUUUGUUAAUGUUAACAAUUUAAAGCUUUAAAAAAUGUAGAAAGUCACAAAAUGAGAGCACUUAGGAGAUCCUACCCAAAUUAAGAUCGUAUCUUCUCAACAUGCAAUGUCGUUAACUGGCAGUGCAUGCAAGUAUAAAUAUAGCUCAAUCCCAUUCAUUUGCAUGCAUGUCACUUGAAAGAUACUGCCAUUCACUUAAAAGAUCUGUAUAAAAAUAGUAGUUUGAAUUUUUCUAAGAUGAAUAUGAGGAAUUAAAAUAGAUCUGACAAAAUAAGGUCAACAGAUGUGCUAUCUUGUGAUUGCUUUGCUGUUUAAACUCCCCAUCCCACAGUGGUCUUACUUUAAUAUAGUAUUGAACCAUUGUAUUUGCGACAAUAAAGUGCUGAUUAUUUAUCAUUUGGGGUUUGGUUAUUAAAUGAAUAGUCAGUAUACAAACCUUGUUUAUUAUUGAUUAAAGAGCAGUGUUUAAAAACUACUUAAGCCUUUCAAGCAGUAUACAUGCAACUGUCAGUGAACUACUUUGACGAUAUGGUGGCCAUCUUGGAAUGCAAGGCAUCAUGGGGCAUCCAGGGUGCAAAUUAAGCUUUGUAACAGUAAUGACAAUGAUAUUAACAGAUCACCACAGGAGAAUACCGCAAAAGUUGAAAUAAUAUGGCACAAUCACCUUUACCUAUAAAUGAAGACAAAAGCAAAACUAUAUAUUUUCGUUCAUCUUUGUUUUGUUUUGCCCCCCUGGCAAGAUGGCCACCAUAUCGUCAAAGUAGUCCUUUAUUAGUUUUGUUUGUUAAAAUAUUCAUUAAUGUGGCAGUGCUAGUUAUAGUCUGUAAAGAGCACAUUAUAUAGAUUUAUUAACUGAAAACAAUUUCUCUAAUACCCUUUAAAAGUUAAACCCUGGUAAUUAUCGUGGCCAAAACAUCAUAGUGGUAGAAAAAUGGCUCAAUAAGUUUUAGUAUACACUAUACUAUCUAAUCAUUAUAAAGUACUUUUUUAAAUUGUAUAAAGUUCAUAAUUAAUUUGUUAUAGAUUAAUUGCACAAAUCUGAAACCUCUUUAAUUGUUGUGUGUUAUCUGGAGUGUUAUCUGUUAAUUAAAAUGACAUGGGCUUUUGAGAUUGA